Cladophialophora yegresii CBS 114405 is the source of this 420-nucleotide messenger RNA. RefSeq lists its product as uncharacterized. Gene Ontology annotation, biological process: mitochondrial translation. Gene Ontology annotation, cellular component: mitochondrial large ribosomal subunit. The transcript is spliced from 2 exons. Gene Ontology annotation, molecular function: structural constituent of ribosome. The record is from RefSeq and is a predicted model, not a curated record. Bases 1 to 420 code for a protein of 139 amino acids. NCBI's taxonomy places the organism in Eukaryota, Fungi, Ascomycota, Eurotiomycetes, Chaetothyriales, Herpotrichiellaceae.
AUGGGUGUGCAGGGCGUGAAAACCGUCUCCACCGCGCGGAACGGCCUGGGCGCCUACAUCCUCCAAUGCACGCGCCUCUCCCUGACGUACAGCGACCACUGGGUGUCCUCGACGGGGCUCCUCUCGCUGCUUCGGUCGCCGCUAUUCCCCGCCCUCACGCACCGCUACCCGAGCGUGGAAUUUCGCAUCUCGCCGAUCCCCAACCGCCAUCCCGUCCUGAAGGCCCAGUACGUCAACGGGCGGAGUAAGGCCAUUUGCGUCAAGAAUCUGUCCAAGGAGCAGGUGGCCGAGAAGAUGGAGUUCUUGCUGGGCAACUCGGGCCAGAAGAAUGUCAGGGUGGGCGGGAAGAAGGUCGUGUCGCUGAAUGAGAGUGUGCGUGGGGUAUGGAGUCCUAUGCAUGGGGGGAUCCAGAAGAUCUGA